GCGACGUCUUUUCCCAUUUUCUACGGUCUAUAUAGCUGCGUGCGCCCACGUCCUAAUCAACAUCUUUUUCAGCGGAUCUUGUACCUGGACGCCCCGCAUCCCGCGGAGCCGCGACCAUGCAAGACCUGGAAAGCACAGAUCCGCGUCUUGCGCCCUCGGACAGGCAGGAAAUGGCCGACGAACCCACCCUUCCCCGUCUGCCUCCUUCCCUGCUCGUCAAUGACGGACGGAAGCGUGGCAGGAGCAUGGGCUCCCCUCCAACGCACUCGUCGUCGACGUCGAGUGACCCGGCCUUCUUCUCGAGCGACGACGAUCCUGCGCUGGACAACUACCAAAACCAUGGGCGUCGUAAGAGGCGCUACGUAGGCACUUGGUAUGACCAGCAGCCGGCGUCGUCGGACUCGGGCGUGGGCGAAGACGGGAGUCCGAGCUACCAUCCCCCGCGCCGCAGCAGGGCGCGCAGCAGGGCGCGUCCGCAGCAGCAGAAGCGCCAGUUGAAGAGACAGCUCGACAGCGGUGUGUGGAUGGGCGCGGAUGGCUGCUCCACCGAUACCGACGACAGCGUCGACCUGGAGCCCGUUGCUGCGAGGCUACCGCUGGCCCUGCCGCGAACCCAGGGCCCCAUGCAAUCUUCUGCGGCUCAACCCCAGGGCUGGGAAAUGGAGCAGAUUGUUCGCGACAAGAUCCUCGCGUGUGUUGAGAACGGCACCGAGCAGGUUGAUCUGAGCGGCUUGGAUUUGGAGAGUAUUCCCCCGGGUCUGCUCGACCCAAUCUCGGAAAUCACACCCAUCCCUACCGUGGCCAAGGACGUUGGAUUCGAGCAGAGGGAUCCACAAAUCAAGUUGUUUCUAUCGAAUAACAGGCUCGCGAGUUUCCCCGUUGGCCUCUUGAAUCUCGAGCACCUCACAGUGCUCAGCCUGCGGGCCAACAAUCUGGUCAAGCUCCCGCCGGCAAUCGCAAAGCUCAGGAACCUCGAAACGCUCAAUAUCGCCCAGAAUCGCAUCCGUUACCUCCCCGCGGAGCUCUUGGAGCUUCUUCAAAAGGGCAGCAAGCUGCGCAACCUUCAUUUCCAGCCCAACCCGUUAUGGCGCCCGCAGGGCGUCCUCGUCGACAGCGAGGGCGCAGAGGAAUACGAGAGGCUCACGUUUGGCGCCCGGCCGGAGGCGGAACUGGAACUCCCCUGGAGCGGGCUGACCACCAAGCUCCAAUCCCGGACCCCCGUCCAUUUCGCGGAUGGCGUCCGCGACGCGGCUGGCUCUACCUUCACCAUCCCCGCACCCGACUCGGACGCCGAGCCAGUGUGCCCGCUGGAGCCCUUCAGCCAGCUCGUCGUGCCCGAAGCGCUGGCGAGGGAGGUGCGCUUCCAGGGCGCAACCAGCAAGCUCAUCAACCCGCGGGGACCCAAGACGCUCCUGGAGCUGGCCAUCGGGGCGUGCGCGGCGUCGGGACAGGCCGACCGCGUGGUGCGGUAUCUGCGCGAGGAGGAUAGGGUCCCGCACUACCUCGCGCCCGUGGUCGAGAGGGCGGCGGCGAUCCACGACGAGGGCGGGCUGCGCUGCGCGGUGUGCGGCCGCGCGACGCUGAUGCCCCUGGCGCAGUGGCUCGAGUUCCGGCAGAUCGGCAGGACGACGAUCACGGUCGACGCCGCGGGGCGCAACACGGAUUGCAAGUUCGUCGGGCUGGGCGACGGAGACAGGGCGCUGCUUGUGCCGUUCUUGCGGGUGGGAUGCUCCUGGAAGUGCGUGCCGGCGCGGGUGGAACAGACGAAGGGGAAGAAGGUGCAGGGACAGAACGGAGACCUAAGGGUCAAGCAGUGAUCGAGGUUGGGCUGUCCGUCUUGAUUGGGGUAGGGCGGAGGGAAGCGGUGCUUUGCAUGUGCGCGCAGAUGUUCCGUGGUUUGAUACCCAGAGCGGAGGAUGCCUGUUUGGUUGAGGACGCACCAUUGAUAUGGUCAAGCGUUACGCAGCACGGAGUAUGCUGUAUUGGUUCUGUGGACGGGCUGGGCAGGUGACGG
Molecule: messenger RNA, 2014 nt
Organism: Thermothielavioides terrestris NRRL 8126
Lineage: Eukaryota; Fungi; Ascomycota; Sordariomycetes; Sordariales; Chaetomiaceae
Exons: 2
Coding region: 171-1817 (548 amino acids)
Molecular function (GO): protein binding
Source: RefSeq, a predicted model, not a curated record